Molecule: messenger RNA, 1065 nt
Organism: Symbiodinium necroappetens
Lineage: Eukaryota; Dinophyceae; Suessiales; Symbiodiniaceae
Source: the annotation of a GenBank genome assembly
AUGACACCUGCCUUGAACCUCUGCAUUCCCAGGGCCGGAAAAAAGGAGUCCGCACCUGCACCGCGGCCACGCCGGAAGUUUGGCGCGGCGGCGCUGGGUGCAGCGGACGACGACUCCGACGAUGGAGGCGAAGGGAAUUUUCACCCACACGGCUUUGCCAAAUGGACAACGGUACGUCAGAAGAUUUGGGGAAUAAUCACGAACGAGAAGACAGAUUGGGUACUUGCUUCUAUGAUUCUCUCCAGCCGCUCGGAUCUAUCGCAAGAUGCUGACCUGACAGCAAAGAAGAAUCUGACUUCGGAGGAAGAAACAUUGCAGCAGAUAACCAACCUCAUUACCGGCGUCUACACCUGUGUCUAUGCGCUGGAGAUGGCCUGUCGCGUCUAUGUUUUUCGGACGGAGGUGUUCACAACAGCCAUGCUCUUCGAUUUCCUUAUUGUCGCAGCUGAUGUGCUACUUCUCGUCAUAGAUCUUGCUCUUGGAUUCCCGUUGAACCUCGGAUUUUUGCGGAUCUUUCGCCUGGUGCGCGUGUUCAGAUUUGUUCGCGUGGUGGGCAUGUUCCCAGAGUUGCAGUUCCUGGUGAAGGGCUUCAUCUCCUCCUUCUCAGCGGUCUUCUGGGGCUCCAUCUUGAUGUGGAUCGUGAUCCUGAUGUGGGCAAUCAUCGCCGUAUACUUCGUUGACCCAACCUAUCGCGAGAUUGUUCAAUCUCUGGGCGAUACAUGUGAAGACGAACUAGGUGUGGUCAGGAACUGCAGAGCUUGGUCGUCAGUCGGUGAUUCGGUGAUCACUCUGACCCAGACAGUCGUGUUUGGAGACAGCUGGGGUGCAUCAGCCAUAGCGAUCAUCGAGAAAAAUCCGCCUUUGCUGGUCAUUUUCGCCGGCAUGUAUGCAACGGUCACCCUGGGAGUGCUGAACCUGAUCGUUGCGGCGAUCGUGGACAGCGGCGCCCAGGCCCGAGAAGAAGCCCAGGAGGCGAAACGGAGAAGACAGAGGAGCGAGGAGCAGAAGCAGAAGGAGCGACAGAAGAAUCGACUGCUGGAGAUUUGCAAAAUCCUGGAUGACGAU